AUGAGCGACCAAGGAAUCGAGAAGACAUACUGCACGUUGCACGAGCGAUACAGUGUCGCCCGUAGAAAUUCAGGAUUUCCAGCUAUCAUAGUAGCCGUUAUCGUCUAUCCGACAGCCUCUGCUCUACCGUCAUCCUCAUCGCUGAAAGAACGUAUCGUACAGCUUCAAGAGCACUUCCCUCUUUUAUGUUCGAGAGUGGAGGAUCAUAGAAAGACCAAGCCCUAUUUCACGCCUAAUGCAUCACCAUGGUCACCCGAAGAUAUCCUAUCGACUACAGUGUAUACACCUUCAUCUACAGGCAGUAAGGAAGAGGAGUACGAAACUCUGAUGAACCAAGAACCUAGGAUAUUGGUAGAAAAGGAAGAUUUCUGGUUUGGACCAGCUUGGCAGAUCCGAGCUCUCAGUCAUCCGUCUCAUCCAGAUUCAUCAAGAGCUUAUCUCACCCUCGCGGUCGAUCAUAUCUAUCUAGAUGGAAGGGGUCUCCUUUCCUUACUGAACGCGCUCGUCGCCGACGACAUCAUAAAUCUUCCAUUUGAGAAAAUUUCAACCCCAACCAGAUUGGAUGAUACAGUCGAUAUAAAACCGUCAUUAUCUUUCAUGCUACCUAUUGUUAUCAAGAAAUUGUUAUUACCGAAAUUUCCAGUGUUCAUUCAAAAUUAUUUCGAGCAACCUCCAGCAUGGCCAUCAAAACUCAUCAGAGUUUCACCAACUAAUUGUGAACCCGGUUUGUCAAUCCAUCUCCUCCCUUCUACCGAUGUAAAUGCUUUGAAGACAAUCUCCAAAAAACACGGUGUGAGAACCCUUCACGGUCUAUUCAAAGCAGCUUGGAUGGUGUCUAUAUGGUCAGUCUAUCGACAUACGCUCGUGCCAUUUAUCGCUAGGGCGUCUACUCCAAGAUCUGAGCGUGAUCCUGAAUUAGGUCAUGCUUAUUGUACGGGAAAUUACGUCAGUUCACAUCGAGUAGAGAUAUCUUUGUCUACGAAAGAUGAUUUCUGGGUCAUUGCCAAAAAGAUCGCCGAUGAAUUAUUAGAUCCUAAAGCUAUUGCGCAAGGUAGAAUGAAUAUGGGUAUGCUUGCUUACAUACCGGACGGCGAGAACGAAUCUCCUGUAGAUGUACAUCGUCCUACCGGCUGGGAAAGCUUUUUCCUUGAUGAAGCAAAUUCACCAGAACCAUUCGGCGAAAGUAUCAGUGUCUCCAAUCUUGGAGUAACCAAGCUCCCAGAAGGAGCCGAAGAUCUUUUCUGGGGUCAAGAAUCCUCCCCUUACGCUCCGCCUUUCAGCACCAGUCUUAUCGGGCAUGAAGCCGGUAUGAGAAUGGUCACCUCCUGGAGAGAAGGGUCAGCUGUAAUUAAGGACGAGGCGCAAAAAAUCGAGAAGACAUUCGGCCGAGUCUUGCAGAAAUUGAUUGCUGGCCAAGUUGAUACAGCUCUGGAAAAAUUGACCUUGGACAAGUGA
Messenger RNA from Kwoniella shivajii, 1455 nucleotides. RefSeq lists its product as uncharacterized. The record is from RefSeq and is a predicted model, not a curated record. Bases 1 to 1455 code for a protein of 484 amino acids. Lineage: Eukaryota; Fungi; Basidiomycota; Tremellomycetes; Tremellales; Cryptococcaceae. The transcript is spliced from 2 exons.